CAUAUCGGGAACAGAAUCAUCGAGACAGAGAGAGAUCAGCACUCGAAAACUCUCCCAAGAAUUUGAAUUUCUCAGAUCUAUUUGACGUCGUUGCAGAUCCAACAACGGUCAUGGCUGCGUUCAGCGGUGAUGAAACGGCACCGUUUUUCGGAUUCCUUGGAGCAGCAGCUGCCCUCGUCUUCUCCUGUAUGGGAGCUGCGUAUGGCACAGCGAAGAGUGGCGUUGGCGUGGCUUCCAUGGGUGUGAUGAGACCCGAGCUGGUGAUGAAAUCUAUUGUUCCUGUUGUCAUGGCUGGUGUUUUGGGUAUUUAUGGCCUUAUUAUUGCUGUUAUUAUCAGUACUGGUAUUAAUCCGAAGGCCAAAUCUUAUUACCUCUUUGAUGGUUAUGCACAUCUCUCCUCUGGUCUUGCCUGUGGCUUGGCUGGGCUCUCUGCUGGCAUGGCUAUUGGUAUUGUUGGCGAUGCUGGUGUUAGAGCCAACGCACAGCAGCCAAAACUUUUUGUUGGAAUGAUUCUCAUUCUCAUUUUUGCUGAAGCUCUUGCACUUUAUGGUCUCAUUGUUGGUAUUAUCCUGUCAUCUCGUGCUGGCCAGUCUAGAGCUGACUAAGAAAGGAGCAGUGCUGCAAAAUAUUCUUUGAUAAUCCAUCUGUUUUAACCUCCUUACAAACGAGGUGAGGGGGUAAUUAUUAGUUGUUGCGAGGUUAGUGAUGUUCGAACAGCAUUUGCAGGCUUUAACAAUUGUGUGAAAGUUCAAUCCGCCAUUUGUGGUGUUUGUUUGUAUAAGUAGGUCUAUCUUUGCUUAAUAAAGCUUCUUAAGCUUCCUCUUCUUUUUUUUUUUCUCUCUCUCAUUGAUUUUAUUAUGCCAUAUCAUCUCUGACCUUCUAUAUAUUUUUUGGGCUGCUGAAACUGAUGCAUGUACUGAUAUGGCUCGCAAUGAAACAUUUUAUGGCGCGUUUCAUGAUUUUGGUAAAGCUGUUUUUUGUGUU
Messenger RNA from Abrus precatorius (Indian licorice), 984 nucleotides. Its product is annotated as V-type proton ATPase 16 kDa proteolipid subunit. The transcript is spliced from 3 exons. Gene Ontology annotation, molecular function: proton-transporting ATPase activity, rotational mechanism. Gene Ontology annotation, biological process: proton transmembrane transport. The record is from RefSeq and is a predicted model, not a curated record. The coding region runs from base 111 to 605 and encodes 164 amino acids. Gene Ontology annotation, cellular component: proton-transporting V-type ATPase, V0 domain. NCBI's taxonomy places the organism in Eukaryota, Viridiplantae, Streptophyta, Magnoliopsida, Fabales, Fabaceae.